Messenger RNA from Sitophilus oryzae (rice weevil), 822 nucleotides. RefSeq lists its product as uncharacterized. Gene Ontology annotation, cellular component: transcription regulator complex; nucleus. Bases 124 to 792 code for a protein of 222 amino acids. The transcript is spliced from 2 exons. The record is from RefSeq and is a predicted model, not a curated record. Lineage: Eukaryota; Metazoa; Arthropoda; Insecta; Coleoptera; Curculionidae. Gene Ontology annotation, biological process: regulation of transcription by RNA polymerase II.
UGGCCGUGGCAAGCCAACGGCGAACCAGCGGCAGAACGACUGCGGUCAUUGUCGUGCAAGCAUAAGUCUAGCUAAAAACGCGUUUAUAACUAACGACGCAGUAAUUGAGAUUUACUAUAGAAUAUGAAAAUAGAAAUAAACACCGAGCUUCUCAUCGGCCUGGUUGAAAAACGACCAGUAUUGUGGGACAAGUCAGACGAAGACUAUAAUAAUAAACUGAAAACAAAAGAAUGUUGGACAGAUAUAUGCAGACUUUUGGUAGAUGGAUAUGAUGAGUUGUCAAAGAAAGAACAAAAAGACCUAGGUACAGAAGCUCUUAAGAAAUGGACAAAUAUAAAGGACAGUUUCAUGAGAUGGCAUAGAAAAUAUAAUGACCUAAUUCGUAGGGGUUCAAAGAAACGCAUGAAAAAGUAUUUGUAUAACGAUCUCUUGUUAUUUUUAAAGAAAAAUAUGGUUCAAAAUAAUGACGACAAUAAUUGCGAUGACAGUGAUCCUCUGAAUGUGGAAGAGGAUUCCCAUAUUGACGAAACAACGAACAUGAUGGAGCUUGAAACUAAAGCAUUGGAAAUAAAUCCAAAACCAACAUUAAUGGAGAUUGAGAUAAAUAAGACAUCCGAAGCAUGCCCAGCAGCAUCUCAUCAAUGUUGUACUAAUCGUCACUUGGCAUUUUUUACUAGCAUACUACCUUCUGUAGAAAAUUUCGAUGAUGAUCAAAUUUGUGAUUUCCAUAUUGGAGUUCUACAACUCAUACAAUCUAUAAAACGAAGAACAAAUUGCGGUCCUUGUAACUAGUGUCAUGUCUAAUUAUUUUCCUUGCUUUUU